Molecule: messenger RNA, 1687 nt
Organism: Aspergillus pseudonomiae
Lineage: Eukaryota; Fungi; Ascomycota; Eurotiomycetes; Eurotiales; Aspergillaceae
Exons: 3
Coding region: 556-1401 (281 amino acids)
Source: RefSeq, a predicted model, not a curated record
AAAAUAGCCCAGCAUGUCUCACAUGCGCCCAAACGGGUUAGAGCAGCGCCAAUGAGUCCAGCGGGAGGUUCGUCGUUCUCGCUGUUCUUUUCGUGCCUUCCCUUUCACCAGCCCUUCUUAUGUGUUUUGUCUAUAGUCACUCUUGAUUGCUGUUUUUGCGCCUUCAUUUCGAUCGCUUUUGCCCUCCCACUCCGACACGUUGGGUUGUUGCGAUCCCCAGUCACUCGCUUUGUUUACUCGUUCAGGGUCCCCUCAUAUCAUAUCAGCCGAUCUGCAUGUUUCACCGGCCCACUGGUCUUAAAUAGGACUUUUUACAACCCCCCGUUGCCAUUUCCUUCCGCGCAGAACCAUUCGUCAGCAUUGCAUUGAACACGAUACACCUUGCUAGGUUCAUCCAUCCACCGUCAGUCAGCGUUCGUUACUUGGGCACAUAUCGCUCGAACAUCGGGAGGACACAGAUCCAACCGUCGAUCUAAAUUUGAGAUCUCCAGGGGUCCAUCGAUCCCCCCAUAUUUUGGUCCAAACCAGGCAGUGAAUCUUUCGGAUUAACCCAAUAUGCGGUCCAUCACUCUCCUUCCGUUGCUAUGCCUCCUGGUCUUGCUGGGUAUGGCCUCAGCUUGGCCACACCCGCACGGUGAAGUCGUGGCUAGAGCGGAAACAACCGCUGGAGAGACCGCUGCUGAUAAAGCAACAACAGGUGCCGCUGCUACCACUGAGCACAGCGCCACGAAGACCGAAUCCCAGAGCGACGCCACAGAAACCGGUAAAAAGACAGAGACAGGCAAAGAGACAGGGACAGCGACUGGCACAAAAACUGGAAAAGCAACGGGCAAGUCAACGAAGACAGGUACCGAUGCUUCCUCUACUUCGAUCGAUCCUCGGGACCCCGUGGGCGGUGUUUCGAUGCUCACCUCCGCUGGAGCCACCACCUACUACAAGAUCGGCGAAUAUGUGACCUUCGAAUGGAAAUAUACUUCGCUUCAAGUAACUCCCUCGGCCGUCAACGUUGUCGCAUCCUGCAGCAAGAACAGUGAAACCUAUACCAUCGCAAGCAACAUGAGCGUCUCGGAAACCGGUAAGGUUGUCUGGGAUACUAAGAAAUACCAAUCCAAUGCGACGGUUCCGCUGUUAACCGCGACUUACACCUUGUUUGUCUACGAUGCCAACUCCACGCUUGGAGACACCGCUUCUGCUGGGCACUUGGGCUCGCAAAUCGGUUACAACUUCGGAAUGUACACUCCGCAGUCUUACACCCCUCUUGACCAUUACAUCUGUGCUACUUGCAACAGUGCCCUCACUAGCACCGAACGCAACGCAAUCAAGUUUGCCGUCGGCAUGGCUGCUAUCACCGUCGCAUCCUUCACGUGGUUUGUAAGCGGCACCGGUGUCUUCUACUCGUAAUUCUUCAAAACCGACCCCUGAUGAAAUUAUACGUUACCGUUACUGCGUUGCAUUUAGCUGAGCGAAAUCUCAUGAUAGCGAUCAUCAGCAGGCUGGACUGGCGUUUAUGUGAUUAAAUUGUGUAAUAUGGUUGGGAUUUGUGAUUUUGGAUUCUUGUUCAUUUCUUCCCCUUGUCGAUUAGAGUAACAGCGGUAUUGUUAUAAUUAUUCUAUAUGAUGUUUGUCGUUGUUUAUAUGAUAUUGUCGAUAGAUAAAUAGCUAAUAGUGACUGAUGUAUAUGAAGUGCA